Penicillium diatomitis is the source of this 273-nucleotide messenger RNA. RefSeq lists its product as uncharacterized. Bases 1 to 273 code for a protein of 90 amino acids. The record is from RefSeq and is a predicted model, not a curated record. The transcript has a single exon. Lineage: Eukaryota; Fungi; Ascomycota; Eurotiomycetes; Eurotiales; Aspergillaceae.
AUGCAGACAGACGAGGUUGGGAGCCGCGAGAAUGUGAGAUGUCAGCCUGGGAUGCCCACCGAGCGGGUGGCCGACCAGCCCCGGGAACGCUCUUCCGCUGCAGCCACAAGAGCCCUGCGCAUCGAGGGAUCCCCACCGAUCGACCGUGUCUUUGUUCAGAGGGGCCAGACCCUCGGCCUCCGCAAGCCUCUUGCAUCGUCUCGUAUUGGCACCUCGAAAGUGAUCGACUCCGGCUUCUCGACAGCGACCCGAUGCGCGGAGUCUCCACUAUGA